CUUCUUCUACCACUACUUGGACACCAUUAUGGUGUUAGGCAUGGCUUUAGGUAAGAGGGAGAUGCUAGUUAUGGCCAUGGCCUAUAUGUUACUUGCUGUGUCUGCAGGUGCAAGACAUGGUAAAGUAGGAGAAUUAGGAGAAGAAGCAGAAGCAGAUAGAAUAAUUGAACUUCCAGGACAACCCAAAGUCUCAUUUCAGCAGUACUCUGGGUAUGUCACUGUGAAUGACACAGCCGGUAGAGCUCUUUUCUAUUGGCUUACUGAAGCAGUGCAUCAACCUGAGUCCAAACCUUUGGUCUUUUGGUUCAAUGGAGGGCCUGGCUGUUCUUCACUUGCUUAUGGUGCUUCAGAGGAGGUAGGCCCAUUCAGGAUCAAGAAAAAUGGAACUGGUUUGUACCUGAAUAAGAACUCAUGGAACACUCAAGCCAACGUAAUAUUCCUUGAAAGUCCGGCCGGUGUCGGCUUCUCUUACACCAACACAUCGUCUGAUUUGUACACCACAGGCGAUACGCAAACUGCAAAGGAGGCAUUAGAAUUCGUUAUCCGCUGGUUGAACCGGUUUCCACACUACAAAAAGCAUGAUAUUUACUUAUCGGGAGAGAGUUACGCCGGGCAUUACGUCCCUCAAUUGGCCAAAAAUAUUUUGACACAUAAUUCAAAGUCUGAGCAACCUAUAAAUCUCAAAGGGAUAUUGGUUGGGAAUGCAGUUAUGGAUUACUACUAUGAUAAUGUUGGCACAGUAGACUACUACUGGACCCAUGCCUUGAUCUCUGAUGAAACACAUAAGGAGAUGCUCAGCAAAUGUGAUUACCAUAACAAAACUGUUACGCCAGAGUGUAAAGCUAUAACGGACUAUGUCGAAAACAACAUGACCGGAGGCAUUGAUAUGUACAGCAUAUAUACACCUCCAUGCAACGAUUCAGAUGGCAGUCCCAGGACCAGGCGUUUUCCUCUUCAAUCGAUUUCAUCAUCUACUUUGAGGCGGCGGCGGCGGCGGCUUUCUGGAUAUGAUCCUUGUACUGACCAUUAUGCUAAGAUUUAUUAUAACAGACCAGAUGUGCAGAAAGCCUUCCAUGCCAACACAACUAAUAUCUCUUAUAGUUGGACUACUUGCAGUGAUUCUCUAUUUGACAAUUGGACUGAUUCAGCAUUUUCAGUUCUGCCAAUCUACAAAGAUAUGAUUGCUGCUGGUUUGAGAAUUUGGGUGUACAGUGGCGAUGCGGAUGCUGUGGUGCCGGUUACUGCCACCAAGUACUCCCUUGCUCAGCUUAAGUUGAAAACCAAAAUUCCAUGGUAUCCAUGGUAUGUGAAGGAAACAGAGGUGGGAGGAUGGACAGAGGUAUAUGAAGGGCUAACAUUUGCAACAGUGAGGGGGGCAGGUCAUGAAGUGCCAGUUUUGAAACCCAAAGCAUCCCUUCAACUAUUGAAAUCAUUUUUAAGUGGGACCCCUCUACCCAAAUGACCUUCUUUGGGAGCAGACAAUGUUCUUCAAUAUUUCGAUUAAUCCAUUAUUUGAUCAAGAACGGAAAAGCAAGAAGAGAGAGAAAAAAAAAAAAAAAAAGUUGAUUUCAGGGUGGGUUUUUCCUUUAUUGGUUUGGAUCUCAAUUGAGGGAAUACACUAGGAAAGAAAGGUUGGUGUUCUUUGAUAUUCUCAUUUUAUCCAUUAAUAAAAUGAUUUAUAUAGCUUAUGCCUA
Messenger RNA from Macadamia integrifolia, 1694 nucleotides. RefSeq names its product serine carboxypeptidase-like 25. Gene Ontology annotation, cellular component: vacuole. Gene Ontology annotation, biological process: proteolysis. The coding region runs from base 29 to 1462 and encodes 477 amino acids. The record is from RefSeq and is a predicted model, not a curated record. Lineage: Eukaryota; Viridiplantae; Streptophyta; Magnoliopsida; Proteales; Proteaceae. The transcript is spliced from 8 exons. Gene Ontology annotation, molecular function: serine-type carboxypeptidase activity.